AUGUCUUCCAACCGACUCUAUCUUGAACGGCUUCCUGAUGAUGUCAGCGAACAGCAAGUCGAGAGAUGCCUCUCAAUAUACGGACAGAUCACUCGCGUAGUGAUGCACUCUGGGUAUACAAUGGUGGAGUUUGCCUCGAAAGAGGAUGCGAUGGACGCUCUUUCGAUGUUCUUUGGACGGCAAUUCUUGGGUGCCGACGUCAAGCCAUAUGAUUUCGAGCCCCGCAAACGUAAUGAUGCAAGCAUCAGUACGGACAGGAGCAGCAUCAGCAGCGACAGUGCACCCCGCUCUCAGUCGACUUUCGUAAGGCAGAACAUAAGUGAGCAAGUUGCAAUAGUAGUCGCGAACUUGAGUCCCGAUAUAUGCUGGCAGGAACUGAAGGACUUUGGUCGGAUCGGGGGCGGUUCCGUGGCUUUCUGUUACAUCCACAGGACUCACAAUCGGGUGACAGGGUUCAUACAUUACUACAGCAGAGAGGAUUCUGCGCAUGCUGUGCGCGAAUUGAAUGGCAGGAAGCUGUUAGGCCGAGUUGUCAAGGUGUUUCCUUACGACCGGCCGUCGAGGUUGGAGACUCGACCACGUAAUGCAAGAUCCCGUUCGCCUCGGCGUCGCUAUUCUCAAGAAGAAGCCGUUGGCUACGGCAAACAUGUUCGCGAUGACCGCCUUAAUCGGCUAGCAGAUGAUCCUGCAGGCCGCGCGGCUAGCCGCAGUGACUACUCAGACAUAGGGUAUGGUCGACGCGGUCGUACAACCCAAGAUACCAUCCCCAAGUUCAACUUAGAGGAAGGCGAAUAUGACGAGCGCUCAAGCCAUCCAUGGACGGAGCCGAACGAGUCCACGGCUUCCCUGCUGUACGACAUUCCCUGA
Molecule: messenger RNA, 867 nt
Organism: Laetiporus sulphureus 93-53
Lineage: Eukaryota; Fungi; Basidiomycota; Agaricomycetes; Polyporales; Laetiporaceae
Exons: 11
Coding region: 1-867 (288 amino acids)
Cellular component (GO): nucleus; cytoplasm; ribonucleoprotein complex
Molecular function (GO): mRNA binding
Source: RefSeq, a predicted model, not a curated record